AUGCCCCGACUCGUACGACGGCGUCCCCUUUGGGAUCGCAUCACUUCAAUGCUGAACCCCAUGGAUUUUUUGCUGUGGCUUUCCGAGGAGAUAGAGACGAGAGACUGGGAUUCGGGUCUGGUGGGAACGCAACUUGGCCUUGGGUUGAACUUUCUCUUCCUCGUCGUGCGGGCGAACUCGGGUUCCAAGCAGGCAAGUGAUGAUAUUUUUGGCGACGACGGUUCAUCCCGCUGGUUGUCGAUGCUUAUCUAUCCGCUAUCCUGGGGGCUGAUUGCGUUUUCCAUUAUCAACGCCAUUUAUACUGUUUCGCGAAGUAGAAAGUACAGAUUAUUUGAGGCGAAUAUCGACGUGAAACCGAGUUCAUCUUCUGUUCGACGAGUUAAAGUGCAGUCUUCGCCGGUGGCUUCGUCGCCGCUGCGCUUUAUUGCCGACAUGAUUACUUCAGAUUCGGCCGAAUCGAGGGCCCAUCCAGACAAGAGCCGAGAUGUAUGGGAGCUCUCCAUAUGGGACCCUCUCCCUGUUUGCGUUAGGCUGGCAUGCUUGUUUAGUCCGGGACAUGUACUCGUCUAUCUAAUAUUCUUGCCUCUAGCGCCUUUGGAUCCUCGCCCUAGUGUCACCGUCUUUAAUUCCUUGGUUAUGCAAGUGGUCUUGUCUGCGCAGAUGCUUUUGCUAUCAUCGAGAUAUUUGCAGCAGGCCAAGGAUAGCGCUAUCGUUCAGAAGGAGGUUUUCCAUGAAUACGAUGCCAAAUUUGUCCAGCCACGAAUCCACCCGAUUGUCAGAGACGUCGGGACGCAAAUGUCGGACGACCAACCGGUAAUUUCGAGAGAGUUUGUUCAGGUUGGAACGCCGACGACGCUCAUCAGGCGGUCUUUUAUCUCUCAUGGUAACUCAUAUGUCGACUCAGAGGAAGCCACGCCUAUAAAGAGGUUUAACAGUCCCAGUAUCAGUGCGGGCAAUGUUAUGAAACCACAGAUGUUCACGCCUGCCACUGCCAGCCGGCGAACAGAGCUAUUCACUCCCGCAGUAAGCAGUCAUCGAUCUUCGGGUAUCCGACAUAGUUUGCCGGCUGGAUACACCCCGCGUAGUAAUACUCCUGCUGCCUACACACCUGCUCCGCCGUCAACCUCCACGGUGGGCACGUCAACGGGCGUGAAUACGAAUUUCGGAGGCGGCCUUGGCGUUUACUCACACCAAAAAUCCCCCUUGAAGAAGGCUAUUAGUAUGUCAGACAUGAACAGUGACAACUUCUCGCCUAGGAGUUCUAGGGAAGUAGCUGCAUAUGAACAGCGCGGUCAGGAGCCCCCAAGUAGCCCGACAAAAUACUCGGAAAAUAUGCGCUUCACGGGUACGAAUAUCAACAGCUCGCCGCGUCCAUUUGCCAAUAUGGGCAAGCAUUCGGCGUCGGAAAGACCUGGGUACUUGCGCCUGACUAACUUCGGUGGUAUUCCAUUAUCAAGCCAAGGACCGGUUGCUCCUUUCCCGAUUUUCGCGACACCGGUAAACUCGCCGGAUGCGCCUACUUCUGGAAAUACAGACAACGCCUUCCGUUUUGCUUGGUGGAACAUGUCACCGUUUCUCCCUCCCAAGGCGUCCAUCCCGAGUCCGACAACGCCUGUACAAUCCGACAAACGGUCCAAACCAACAACAGGAAAGAAAUCAUCUGUCAACACCCAUAGCUCAUACUCCAUCAGCUCCUGGGUCAAGAACAUAUUGCCUAGCCACCGACCGGAGCGUAGGGGUACACUCCGUCGUCGAGGCUACUGGGAGCAGCAGGAGUUGAGGCAUUCUAAUCAGAACGAGACGUAUUUCGCAGCAGACAGACAAAGUCGAAGGAGCGCAACGGUUGGGUCAAAUCAUAUCACUGAAUGGAACUUGGCGAGAGACCUAUCUGACGGUGGGAAGACCUGCCGUGAUUGUGAAGAAAAUAUGGCUCUGGAUGCUGAUCGAAAAUGGAGCUGGGCUCCUGGCGACGAUACUGUGAAAAGCCGAAUGGACAUCCCGGAUACGAAACAAGCACAUGGGCCUUCUAGGAAAAAUCAAAACCAAGCCAAUGUUGCGGCUGUUGACAGUUCAGGGUCACAAUCACCAUCUGCAGCUGAACUUCAGACCAUCGAGGCGAAAAAAGAGACACGUCGACUUCGACGUAAUCUGAAAGAGAGUGGCGAUUACCUGGGUGUUCAAGGUUUUAACCCAGAGACUGGUCAGCUCGAUGUUGUGACCUCAACGGAGAGCGAUAGAAGCAGCCUCAGCCAAGAAACUCAGCAAAAGCUUCUUAUUCUUCGUAAUACCCUGAGAGAUGCCCGGCAUUCGUACAAGGGCGCAAAAGAGAGGAACGAGAACGAAGUUAGGAAAAUUCUGUGGAAGAAUGAAAAGGAAAAGCUCCGCCGGUUGGAGAAAGAAAAAGAAGCGGCGACGGAGAUCAACAAAACAUUCAAGUGGAAACGCCAUGCACGGCAAUGGUCCUCAGCUCAGGAGCCGGAUUUGAGUCCUAUCGCCCAGUCAAUUGUUGGAACAGCAGAGACAUCUCGCAGGGAAUCACAUCAUCAAAACUCGAAACUCGAGCAUCACGACUCGAUGUCAAACCUCAUUGAUCUUGAUUUUUCCUGCAAAACUUCCUUUCCUGCUUCAGCGAUGCACGGCGACCAGCCGCUAGCGCGGAGUCCUGAUUCAGCAGCUACAGUCGUCAAAACAGCACAUGGCCAAAGCCUCGCAGACCCUGCUGGGUUAGGUUCCUCGGCCUGGGAACUCUUCGUGAAUGGUAUAAGUUUCGACAGUUCCGACGAGCCCGUGCCCGCCAAAGACCCGGAGGUUAGCUUGCCAGGUAGUGAGAGGACAUAUAUAAGGCAAUUUGGGAAUAGUGAGCAACCAGCCUCGGGUAGCAAGUCAAACAACAGCCAAGAAACUCAUUAUUCUGUCCUGAGAGAAGAACUGAAGCAGAAGAAUGCGAAUAUUGGACCUAAUAAUAACGGUUCUUUUUUAGACUUGCGCCGCCAGAGACAAGAGGACCCUAGAGGGGAAACAGCCAUAAUAAACUCUUUGGCAAUACUGACGAGAAAAUACUCCAAGCCCAGCAUACGGUCAAAGAGGCUGCAUUUACCCCACAACGUUGUCAAUCUCUCAAGCCAAUGCAAGCAAGACAAAAGAGGGCCAGCUACGAUAAAUUACAACAAGAAGGGAGAGCAGUCCCAAUCAUCUUCCAUGAUGACCGCGGAGCAGGUGCUACGAAAGCGUCAGUCCGAGGGCAUCCAGCCCACGCAAGAAAAACCUGUGAUAGCGACAGGUUCACGAGCAAAGCUCAUGCAAAAUUGGGGUCAUUGGAUAUCGAGAAGGAGAGGAUCCCGAAGUUCUCGAUCAAGCCAAGACAACACAGCGAGCCAUUCCGCCGUCGAUCUCAAGACAAUCCCACAGAUUCCAGACAGUUGGGCAGCAGAUCUAACUUCCAGGCUGGGCCAGCAGAUUUUUGCUCACAGGCCGGAGACGAACCGCCGAGUGAGUACCAACUACACGACGCGCCAGCAGACGGGGACAGAAGUCGAAGAACAGCAUCGAGUCUCUUCAAUUACAGAACCCAACGAGCACAUAGACAUCUCGGCCCGAGACAACCGCGAGAGUAUUGCAUGGAAAGAAGUCGAGACCAAGCAACCAGUACCGGUAAGCUGUGCAUGCACACCCAUCACCACCACUACUGGUUGCGGCCAACAAGAUUUGCAAGUGAGCCCCCGAACGACUAUCCAACGGGACACAGAGAACCCUUCAAGUCUACUGUUGGAGAGUCAUCGCCGUGGUAUAGCGUCCGGCAUGCCUCUGGCUGCCAGGUCCGAAAGCAACUUGGGGGCCGCUGUAAUGAAACCCUUACGGAAUCAAUUGCAGAGCGUGGGCCAGGCAAAUCACGGUAUCGGAAGAGAUACUAUGUUGAAGAACAGGCAAAUACAAAUGGACGAGCGCAUGGAGAGGAGUACCCGGCCUGUUGCGAAGACCGGCAACACGGCAGCAUCGGACGUGGUCGUGUCCAGGCCGAAAGAACUGGUUGGCACUUCAAAGGCAGUCAAGGGUCUCGGAAAACCUGUGGCCCAUGGCGUAGACAUGAGGCCCAAAGUGAUUUCCAAAGUAUCGAACGAGGGCGAGCUAAAAGAUGCCAACAUACGAACCGAAUGCAAGCUCGUCAUGUCAGAACAGAACCGGCACAUGGCACGACAAGACGAGCCCGGCGGGCUGAGCGACGCAAGUCAAGGACCAGGACGCUUCACGGAUCCGAAUGUCGGACACACUGGCGGCGACGGUUGCCAAAGCUCUUCAAGUGGUGACAAAACAACUGACGCUGUUUCUCUUAUGGCGAUUACGGAGUACUUGGAGCUAGUAAGAUGCCACUUACUCGCAUUCUUUCUGCUGUACUGGGAGAUUGUAGGCCCAGUCUUCAAUUCCGGAUCGGAGUACUGGGCGAGAAACAGGAGAAGCGAAUCAACUCUGGGCGAUUGUUUUGCUCUAGUUCUUGCGCUGCCCGGAGCAAUCCUUGUUGUCAUGGGCCUUAUUUAG
Metarhizium acridum CQMa 102 is the source of this 4533-nucleotide messenger RNA. NCBI's taxonomy places the organism in Eukaryota, Fungi, Ascomycota, Sordariomycetes, Hypocreales, Clavicipitaceae. The record is from RefSeq and is a predicted model, not a curated record.